Messenger RNA from Cetraspora pellucida, 1047 nucleotides. NCBI's taxonomy places the organism in Eukaryota, Fungi, Glomeromycota, Glomeromycetes, Diversisporales, Gigasporaceae. The record is from the annotation of a GenBank genome assembly.
AUGCCAUUCCAACUCAAAUUUUCUAUAUAUGAUGCUUGUAAAAUUGCUGAAAGUCGAGGUGGCCAAUGCCUUUCUGAUAAUUAUAUUAAUUGUAAUACUCCAUUAAGAUGGAAAUGUGUAAAAGGACACAAAUGGACUGCUAACUUUCACAGUAUAAAAAAUGGAAAGACAUGGUGUUCUAUUUGUUCUGAUACUAGACUCAAUAUUUCAAUUGCUAAAGAAUUAGCACAUAGCAAAAAUGGUGAAUGUCUUUCAGAAGAAUAUAUCAAUAAUCGGUCACCUUUAUUAUGGCGUUGUGGUAAAGGACAUGAAUGGACUGCCAAUCUUAUUAGUAUAAAACACAAAAAAACAUGGUGUCCAGGUUGCAGACGCAUAAAACCUCUUAAUCUUGAAAUUGCUAAACAAAUAGCAUGUGAUAGAAAUGGAAAGUGUCUUUCAACCGAAUAUAAAAAUUCCAAUGUUCUAAUGCAAUGGCAAUGUAACAUGGGAUAUAAAUGGAAUGCAACACUUAGUAGUAUAAAAGCUGGGCGAUGGUGUCUACAUUGUGCUGGUUCAAUUCCUCAUACUCUUGAAAUUGCUAAACAAAUUGCGCAUAGUAGAAAUGGGAAAUGCCUUUCAAGCGAAUAUAAAAAUCUUGAAACUGAUUUAAUAUGGAGUUGUGCUGAAGGACAUGAAUGGUACGCCCCUCUCAGUAGAAUAAAAAACCAAGGCGCAUGGUGUCCUUAUUGCUCAAAAUAUAAACGCGAAAAUUUGUGUCGAGAAAUUGUAUCAAAAUAUCUUGGACCCCCAUCUAAGAUACGUCAACCUGAAUUUCUCAAAACUCCAGAACAUCCAAGUGGUUUACAUCUUGAUAUUUAUUAUCCAGAAUACGGAUUUGCGAUCGAAGUGCAAGGAGAUCCCAAUAAUUUUAUCAAACAGCAAGAGCGGGAUCAACUCAAGAAAGAAUUAUGCGAAGAAAAUUGGAUCGUUUUAAGGUAUGUUUGGUACUACGAAGACCCAUAUGUAAUUAUUCCAGAGAAUCUUCGAGAAUUGGGUCUUAUUGAGUAA